AGGGAAUACAAAUCCACUGACUGGGUGUGAGAAGCCACCACAGCGUGGACUAGAAGCCGCUUCUCAAGAAGACUCUGCCUAAUCAAAAAUUUGUAUUUUUUUUUUUUAACUGAGAAGCUGUUUGUCUGCCAUCUUUUAAUUUCUUCUUUAAAGUGACACCAGUGAACUGAGAAUGAGACUAAACAUUGCCAUCUUCUUCGGGGCUCUCUUUGGUGCUCUGGGAGCUCUACUCUUUUUGGUGUCUUUUGGAUCCGAUUAUUGGCUUCUUGUGACUGAAGUGGGGAAGUGUUCAGGUGAACAGCAGAUAGAGAACAUCACUUUCCACCAUGAAGGAUUCUUCUGGAGAUGCUGGUUUAAUGGGAUUGUGGAAGACAAUCAUUCCAAUAUCUGGAAGUUCUGGUACACCAAUCAGCCACCAUCCAAGAACUGCACACAUGCUUACCUGUCGCCAUACCCCUUCCUGAGAGGCGAGCACAAUUCGACCUCCUAUGACUCUGCAGUUAUUUACCGCGGUUUCUGGGCAGUCCUGAUGCUCCUGGGGAUAGUUGCCGUGGUGACCGCCAGCUUUUUGAUCAUCUGUGCGGCCCCCUUCGCCAGCCAUUUUCUCUACAAAGCCGGGGGAGGAUCCUACAUUGCUUCAGGCAUCCUGUUUUCCUUGGUGGCAGUGCUGUAUAUCAUCUGGGUCCAGGCAGUGGCUGACAUGGAAAGCUACAGAAACAUGAAAAUGAAAGACUGCUUGGAAUUUACCCCUUCUGUUCUGUAUGGCUGGUCAUUUUUUCUGGCCCCAGCGGGGAUAUUUUUUUCUUUGCUAGCUGGAUUACUAUUUUUAGUUGUUGGACGGCACAUUCAGAUGCAUCACUAAUCAAACUCUUACCAUCAGUGUUUUCUUGAGAGAUUUUAAAACAGAGCAAUUAAAAAAAAAUUAUUUCAGUUAUCCCAGAAUAGAAUUAGUUGGUGUAACUUUUUGUUUGCUAUUUGAAUUAACCAUUUUACUCUGAUUUCUUCUAAUAAGAAGGCCCUAGAAUCUCUCCAGGCACCUACAUGUUUCCAGUCUUACCUAAACGUUGUCAAGAACUAGAUCUUCAUGGAGCAGGUAACAGGAGCUUCCCUUUCAUUGCACUUGUUACAGUUCAUGCCAGUUGCAAAGGCCUGAUAAUAGAAUAUUAUCAGGUAAUAUAAUCAUAGAUGAUAGGAACCUGGGGCAAAUCAAGAUUUGAUGUACAGCUUCCCCCUUUGCAUUCACUGCUGCUGCUAUUAACAAUAACAUCAACUAAAACUUAGGAGAAUAAGUAAGAACAGAAAACAAAUAUUGUCAGAGAAUGUAUUCCAUUUCUUCUCCACACACGUACAUACACGCACACACAUUCACUAACUCCUGUGAGCAAAUUAGUGAUUAUUGAAAAAUAGAUACCAUUUGUUCUUGGGGUAGGAGCCACCCAAACCGAUCAGCUAAAAUGGGCCAUAAAAAAACUGAGAACAAAUGCGUAUUCCACUUUCUUACCAAUCGUGGUUUGGUUACAUAAUUUCAUUCACUGAACUGUGCAUGCUUACAAAAACCUUAAACUGUAUUUAAAAGUAGCAAGUCUGUACACUGAAUACACAUAACACAGAUUGGAUUUUUAUGAAUUUAAAGUGGGUAUAUGUAAUGUGGUGAAAAACAUGUAAAAACAAGUACCUUAGCUUAGUACAUACUUCUACUUGAUAUUUUAAAAUUCCCAUUAAAAAAUAUAUGGCUAAUAUGUUCAGCAUGUGAAAAUUUGUUGAUGAAAUGUGCUUUUAAUAUACACUAGGUAUAAACUUACAAAAUACUUCCAUAUGAGGAUGAUCAUAACCGUGUAUUAUUAAAAACUAUGAAAUAUUAACUCUUCCUAAGAUUUAAUGGUUUGUAGUUCUUCUGAUCAUUUGAUUUCCUUAAUUAUUGGCCCUCGAUUUCUUCUUCUUUACAACAGAUAUAUUAACAUUUACGGAACUGCUAUUUCCUUUAACCUAUUGUGAAGAAAACUUUUUUCAGGGGUACAGCAUGGGGGGGUUUGUAAUUAUUAUUUACUAUCUCAGACAUUUUGCAUAUCAAAGAUGUUUGUUUGGCACCAAUUUCGAUUGAAAUCAAAUCCAUCUGAGAAGCUUGGGUCCCAUUUGCAUUUUGGAAGCCUGCACCAAGGAGGAGUGUGGUGCUAGUGUGGGAACAGAGAGAACCCUCAUGGUCUGCGAGCUCUGGUCCAGGUGCAGCUGUUGUGAACACUGGAGGCAGGACUGGAGGCAAAUUAAGAGUGACCUCCUAGAAGAUGCUGGGGGACAGAGGGACUGUUGCUUUCCAUCCAGCUGUUCCUGGGUUGGAGACAUUGCCCGAGUUGUCUCUACACAUCUCAUAAUUUCCAUGAAACGUUCUUUCAAUGGGAGGGAUUUCUGGAGGAAAAGCAAAGUUUUGAGGUAUCUGCAGAAUCAUGAGGGCAUUUUACUGUUUAGUAACAGGACUUUCAUGUGAUAUAACAAAAAAACAAAAAAACGCAAAGCUUCAGGGAUUUAACUGGUUUCUCAAGCCAUUUCAAUUAUACCAUAAAUGAUUUUGUGAUACUUCCCUUUGUCUUUUUCUGUUUCAUUUUUAUAUUGCUUCAUUUAUUUCUUUGCUUUUGGCUUGAUUAUUAGAAAAAUAAUUAUGGGUUCUGUUAUGCAUCUUGACUGUGAUAUUAAGUCAUGGUGUGCCAUUAUGUUUUCCAGACGAUGCUAGAUGUACUUGAUUAGUUCAUGUCAUCUGUAAACACAAUUUCCUUUUGUAGAACUUUGGAAUGAGGCCUUUUUCUGGUGUAUUAUAUGUCAUUUAAAUUUCACAUACAAGCUGCUUUCAGUAAAAGUUUGAAUAUUUAUAAAUUUCA
Messenger RNA from Manis pentadactyla (Chinese pangolin), 2870 nucleotides. It is a transcript of the gene TMEM182, whose product is annotated as transmembrane protein 182. Bases 173 to 862 code for a protein of 229 amino acids. The transcript is spliced from 5 exons. The record is from RefSeq and is a predicted model, not a curated record. Gene Ontology annotation, cellular component: membrane. Lineage: Eukaryota; Metazoa; Chordata; Mammalia; Pholidota; Manidae.